This is a messenger RNA of Gigantopelta aegis, 3426 nucleotides long. RefSeq names its product tRNA dimethylallyltransferase-like. The record is from RefSeq and is a predicted model, not a curated record. Gene Ontology annotation, biological process: tRNA modification. Gene Ontology annotation, molecular function: tRNA dimethylallyltransferase activity. The coding region runs from base 1 to 1527 and encodes 508 amino acids. Gene Ontology annotation, cellular component: mitochondrion. The transcript is spliced from 12 exons. NCBI's taxonomy places the organism in Eukaryota, Metazoa, Mollusca, Gastropoda, Neomphalida, Peltospiridae.
AUGGCUGCUGCGAGAAAAUUGCCACUUCUUGUGAUUGUUGGUGCAACGGGUACAGGGAAAUCCAAACUUGCAAUAGAGCUUGCACAGCGAUUUAAUGGAGAAAUAAUUAGCGCAGAUUCCAUGCAGGUGUACAGAGGUCUAGACAUAAUAACCAACAAGGUGACGGCUGAGGAACUACAUUGCUGCAGACAUCACCUCAUCGGCUAUGUUGACCCUUUCACCCCCAACAAUAGUGUUGUGAAUUUUAAAAAUCAAGCAUUGCCAAUUAUAGAUAAGCUGUUUGAUGAAGACAAAAUGCCAGUGAUAGUCGGAGGGACAAACUAUUAUAUUGAGGCGUUGCUUUGGAAUUUUCUCAUUAAUAACAAGGACAUCAAACGAGCGAAGAAAGAGGAACUGCAGACUGUUGGAGAUGACCAUGUGACACUGUUACCAGAGACAGAACCUAUGGAACACCUAGCAACAAGGACUAAAGGGUCUGGUGAAGACACUGACAAGUGUAAAGAUGAUUCCAUGUUGCGUUGUCACAACUCAGCUCCAAGUGUGUGUGAAAACCAUGAAUAUUCCGGUCAGAGCAACUCCAAAGUCCUAGAAGGAAGAUUUGCUGCACUUGAAACAAAUGAUUUGUACAGACGCUUGAUGCAGGUUGAUCCUGAUAAAGGAAGAAUGGUUCAUCCACAUAACAGAAGACGAAUUAUCAGGUCACUAGAAGUGUAUGAAGACCAUGGAGUAGCUAUAAGUGACAUCCACAGAGCACAGCACCUGGACAGAGGUGGGCCUGCCCUGAGUGGACCACUGCGCUAUCCAAAUGCCUGUAUACUCUGGAUUCAGUGUGAACACAAAGUGCUAUGUGAACGCCUGGAUUCUCGAGUAAACUACAUGGUGGAAAGAGGUCUUUUACAAGAACUUGACAAUUUUCAUACAUAUUACAAACAACAAACAGCUUCCCGUUCUCAGAAGCCUGACUACACGCUGGGUAUAUUUCAGAGUAUCGGCUUCAAGGAGUUUCAUAACUACCUGAUGCUUACUGAUGAUGAAAAGCAGAGUGAAAAAGGUAGACAACUCAAGGAAGAAGGAAUUGCUGAGCUAAAGCUGGUCACGCGGAGAUAUGCCAAGCGACAGAUACAGUGGAUCAAAAACAGGUUUCUUAGAAGACCUGGUGAAAAUGUACCGCUCAUUUAUAGUGUGGAUUCUACAGAAACCAGUCGGUGGCAAGAUGAUGUCCACGGUCCAGCAGAAGAAAUUGUCACUGCCAUUAUUGAGGGUAGACCAGCCAGUGUGGCUCCGGUGCAGUGUUCUCGUGAGUUGAGUGACGAGCCUGUAUACAACGUGUGUCAUGUCUGUGGGGGCCGAGUGUUCGUCACCAGGACCCAGUGGGAAGGUCACAUCAAGAGUCGUCGCCACAAAAAGCUCUUUGGCAAGAAACUGAAGACUGAGAGGGAAGAACAGCAGCAAACAGACAAACACAGUGACAGAUGUGAAGCAGAGGAAAUCAACCAUGAUGAUUACUGUCAAAUGAAAGAUCACUGAUCAUUUAAAAACGGCUAAUUAGUGUGGUAGGCCUGUGGCAAAAUUAACUAAGUUCUUUUUGCAGUAACACUAUCGCAAAGACCAUCUCUACAUAUUGCAAAAGUUAGAAAUGUUUGUGGCUCUGCAUAAUUGUUUAAUAUUGAUUUGAUGACGUCAUUAUGUAAACAACUACCAUCGACGUCCAAAACUGUGUUCAACCAACGACAAAAACAUUAAUACGAUACUUGCAGAAAGAAUAUUAUAUAUUUUUCAGUUGGGUACUUGAAAUAAAAUAUAUUCCAAUCAGUUAACGAAAAAAUAAAUCAAUAACAUGGAUGUAAAACGAAUCCAUUCUAGUAAACAUGAAUAUAACACCAUCCAGUAAACAGGAAAGCAUUUUUGUUUGUAACUGUUCUUUCCAUACCUUGGCACACCUUAGGUGGGCCAUGUAUUUUGUUGAUGGUCCUGGCAUGUAUCCGUCAAUCACAACAGCAGCUUUAGGAUAGUAUUCAGUCGCUGAAGUUAGGAGCUACUAAGAAGUUACUAACUGUAGGUCAUUUUAUGCUGACAGACUCUGAGAGCAUUACCAUUGACAAGAACAAGUUUCCAAAGCUCAUUUGCCAGUGCUGCCUUAUUUUAUGUCAUCAGAGAUGGUAUUGGUAGCUGUUAUGAAAAGUUGCAAAAGAAGUUGCGUGUCAACUGAUUGUGGCCUGCCAUCCACAUUACAGACAUGUUUUCCCCUUAAUGUCUGGUCUUCCUCCUUCUUCAGGGUAAUCUCUACCACUGUUUGGCUUUGAGUUCCAGUGAUUUCCUACAUGAUACUGUUUAUAUCAGCACAUGCUGGCAUGGAAAGCACUCACUUUGCAUGGUGCGAUUCGGUUAUCUCUGUCCCUCGAAUGAGGUCACCAUUGUUUUUCCAUUACCAUAGUUUGACACCCAAUAGCUGAUGUAUUUUUCUUGCUGGGGUGUCAUUAAACAUUCGUUCGUUCGAAUGAGGUCACCUGCUGUUUUACACUGUGCAACACGGUCUGCUCAAUAGGUGAAGUCUGGUGAAAUGCCAGCCUAGUAUCUGUUGCUUCGUCUUACAACAUGGUGUCACUCAUGAAGCUUUUAUUGACAACCUGGUUGGUUUUGUCAAGUAUGGUCAUCUGUUGCAGGAACAGAUAGCAGAGUUUGUAUAUAAGUUGUGUCCAGCUACAGCAAGAUAUGGGAGUAUCUUAUGUACAGCUGACCGGUGAAGGAACCAGCCUCCAGAAAGCAUUUCAUUAUAUCAACCAUAGACAUAUACUGUAGCCAUAGUUCACUAGUUCUUCCAAUCAAUGUCAGUUUCGUUUCAUGCAGCUUUCUGCUGAUCCUGGUGAGAUGGUCAUUGUUUUUCACAGAGCCUGGUGACAGUUAACCCUUCAACAGUUUGUCGUGCAAGGAAGAGAUUACUUCAAGAUCUUCCCUGUCCUCGAAUUCACUCGCUACACACAACAAUAUCCUUUUUCAAAUAUGAGGAAACUCAAGUUUGGGGAAUUGCUUCCAGCUCUACUUGACAGUCAGUCUCCUGGUCAGUGUUUUAGAGUCUGUUCCACUAAUAGUUAGUAUGACAGUCUUCCCAUCCGCGUUGAUGGUCUUUUCGCACGGUGCACACAGCUCCAUGGUCUUUCAGAAUUAUGUCCCUGAAAACCAAAAUGUAUGGUUAACAUGUAUGCAGGAUGAAUUUAACAUGAAUGUGUGUAUGUGGGCCUUCAACGACCCCCAUUGUAACAUUUUGUAAAAUAAGACCAACUCCUCUGAAGUGGUGUGUGUGUGUGUGUGUGUGUGUGUGUGUGCGAGCGCACGUGCGUGUGUGUGGGUUUUUUUUAUAUUAUUAAAUGCCAGAGAAAAGAACAAAUACUCUGCACUGACUAUGAAUAAAAUAAUGAGUACAUUGGU